CUCCAAAAAUUAGGGGGAAAAUCUGAAAUUAACCCUUCAUAAAUAUCCUUGCAAAAAAAUCUCGUUGCUUUUGGGUACUGUGAAUUGGGUUGUGGCGGGCAGGGGCAGGCUGGGCAGCGGAGGUUCAGUUUCUUUGGCAUCACCGCCGCCAUGGAUUUCAAGCUACUAGCACUUGCGGUAUUUGCAGGGGCUCUGAUGGUUGCCAUUUUUUCCGGCGGCCCGUUGAGGAAGAUGACGAUUUACGGAAUCACGCACUCGAUCCUGAAGCCUUUGUGUCUGUUGGUUGGUGUGUUGUAUAUCGCUUGGACAUUGCUGUAUCUUGUUGCUUGGUGCUUCCGUCUCCUCUUUCUUUUGGCCCGAAUUGUGCGGCGGAAUGUCCCGAGAGAAGGUUUGGCGGAUAGAUUGGACGCAUGGCUCGAGGAAUUUGAGGCGAAGCUCGACAAUGGAAAUGAUAGCAGCAACCCAACUACUGAGACUGUAGCAGCAUCGCAAUCCAAGUCGAAUGAGUCCAUCUCCGGACACGAGCAUUCCACUUGAAUCUUCAAUAUCGUAUCUCAAUUUUUCUUUGUUUUGACAAGGCGAUAUUCUAAACUACUUUAAUUCACGGGAUGGGUUUUACGGAAUGAGGAUUUGUAUUCGGAUGGGUGGGGCACCUUACCCUGCUCAACCGACCUAACUCACGUUUGUGAACUUUGAUAUUCUAUUCCAUUUCCUUCCCUUUUUAUGAGUGUAAAUUGCAAGUACGUUCAGUUGUAAAAGAUUUACUAUCCAUUAAAUUUCACCAGUUUUU
Messenger RNA from Malus domestica (apple), 790 nucleotides. RefSeq lists its product as uncharacterized. Lineage: Eukaryota; Viridiplantae; Streptophyta; Magnoliopsida; Rosales; Rosaceae. The record is from RefSeq and is a predicted model, not a curated record.